AUGCGUGAAAUUGUGCACCUCCAGACAGGCCAAUGUGGCAACCAGAUCGGUGCUGCCUUCUGGCAGACCAUCUCCGGCGAGCAUGGCUUGGAUAGCAGUGGCCUGUACACCGGCACCUCCGACAUCCAGCUGGAGCGGAUGAACGUCUACUUCAACGAGGCUGCCAGCAACAAGUACGUCCCCCGCGCCGUCCUGGUCGAUCUCGAGCCCGGCACCAUGGACGCCGUCCGCGCCGGGCCCUACGGUCAAUUGUUCCGCCCGGACAACUUCGUCUUCGGUCAGGCCGGCGCCGGCAACAACUGGGCAAAGGGCCAUUAUACCGAGGGCGCCGAGCUGGUCGACCAGGUGCUUGACGUGGUCCGCCGCGAGGCCGAAGGCUGCGACUGCCUGCAGGGCUUCCAGAUCACCCAGUCUCUCGGAGGUGGUACCGGCUCCGGCAUGGGAACGCUGCUCAUCUCCAAGAUCAGAGAGGAGUUUCCCGAUCGUAUGAUGGCUACAUUCAGUGUUGUCCCGUCUCCCAAGGUGUCCGACACCGUCGUCGAGCCCUACAACGCAACGCUAUCGAUCCACCAAUUGGUUGAGAACUCGGACGAGACGUUCUGUAUUGACAACGAGGCUCUGUAUGAGAUUUGCAGACGCACCCUCAAGCUGGCCAACCCGUCCUACGGCGACCUUAACCACCUCGUGUCCGCCGUCAUGUCCGGCGUGUCGACCUCGCUCCGCUUCCCAGGCCAGCUGAACUCGGAUCUGCGCAAGUUGGCUGUUAACAUGGUCCCCUUCCCGCGCCUCCACUUCUUCAUGGUCGGCUUCGCGCCCCUCACCAGCCGCGGCUCGUCCUCGUUCCGCGCCACGACUGUCCCCGAGUUGACCCAGCAGCUGUUUGACCCCAAGAACAUGAUGGCCGGCUCCGACUUCCGCAACGGCCGCUACCUCACGUGCUCGGCCAUCUUCCGCGGCAAGGUGGCGAUGAAGGAGGUCGAGGAUCAGAUGCGCAACGUGCAGCAGAAGAACUCGGCCUACUUUGUCGAAUGGAUCCCUAACAACGUGCAGACCGCCCUCUGCUCCAUCCCGCCCCGCGGCCUCAAGAUGUCAUCCACCUUUGUUGGCAACUCCACGGCCAUCCAGGAGAUCUUCAAGCGUGUUGGCGAGCAGUUCACCGCCAUGUUCCGCCGUAAGGCCUUCCUUCACUGGUACACGGGUGAGGGCAUGGACGAGAUGGAGUUCACCGAGGCCGAGUCCAACAUGAACGACUUGGUCUCCGAAUACCAGCAGUACCAGGAUGCCGCCGUGGACGACGAGGAGGAGGACUACGGGGAAGAGGACAUUCCCGACGACGUUGAGGCUUAG
Molecule: messenger RNA, 1347 nt
Organism: Colletotrichum graminicola M1.001
Lineage: Eukaryota; Fungi; Ascomycota; Sordariomycetes; Glomerellales; Glomerellaceae
Product: tubulin/FtsZ family protein
Exons: 7
Coding region: 1-1347 (448 amino acids)
Biological process (GO): mitotic cell cycle; microtubule cytoskeleton organization
Cellular component (GO): cytoplasm; microtubule
Molecular function (GO): structural constituent of cytoskeleton; GTP binding; GTPase activity
Source: RefSeq, a predicted model, not a curated record